CCUCCCGCUUUCCCUAGCGUCGAGUAUUUGUUCUCUAGCAGCUUCACUCACUUUCUCUCCCUUUCUGUUUGUCUGUGAAGUAAAACUUCGCGUACUUCGGCUUCGAAAAUGGCUGAUGAAAUUCGAUACUUUGAGUUGAACACCGGAGCCAAAAUCCCCUCCGUUGGAUUAGGCACGUGGCAGGCUGAUCCCGGUGUUGUCGGCAAUGCCGUCGCCGUCGCCAUCAAGGCUGGAUACCGUCAUAUUGAUUGUGCUCGUGUCUAUGGCAAUGAAAAGGAGAUUGGUUCGGUGCUCAAGAAAUUGUUUGAAGAUGGUGUGGUUAAGCGUGAGGAUUUAUUUGUGACCUCUAAACUCUGGUGUACUGAUCAUGCACCAGAAGAUGUAGCAGAGGCACUGGGCCAAACUUUGCAGGACUUGCAGCUUGACUAUGUUGACUUAUACCUUAUUCAUUGGCCUGUUAGCAUGAAGAAAGGGUCUAUUGGCUUCAAGCCUGAGAACUUUGUUCCACCAAAUAUACCUGCCACAUGGAAAGCAAUGGAGGCACUCUAUGAUGCUGGCAAGGCUCGAGCUAUUGGUGUGAGUAAUUUUUCCUCAAAGAAGCUUGGAGAUUUGUUGGAAGUAGCACGUGUGCCUCCUGCUGUUGACCAAGUGGAGUGCCAUCCUUGUUGGCAGCAACACAAGCUUCAUGAAUUCUGUAAAUCGAAGGGUGUUCACCUAUCUGGAUAUUCUCCAUUGGGUUCUCCUGGUACAACAUGGCUCAAGAGUGAAGUCCUCAAGCAUCCGGUACUCAAUAUGGUUGCAGAGAAAUUAGGCAAAACUACUGCACAAGUUGCUCUGCGCUGGGGCCUGCAAAUGGGUCAUAGUGUGCUUCCCAAAAGCACAAAUGAAGAGAGGAUCAAGCAGAACUUAGAUGUCUAUGGCUGGUCUAUACCUGACGAUUUGUUUGCCAAGAUUUCUGAAAUUGAGCAGGCUAGGCUGGUUAGAGGAACUUCAUUUAUCCAUGACACUUAUGGUGUAUACAGGUCUGUUGAAGAAUUAUGGGAUGGUGAGAUUUGAGGAAAUGUAGUAUUUCAUAUUAAGAAGUUCAUCAAGAGGAUUGCCAUGAUAUUAAUCGAAGCUCUUUGGAAGUUCUGUAUUGGUUCUUUGUGCUUGGUAAUUUGAGAGUUUCUAGUGAAAGUAUUGAACUUUAAAUUGAAUGGGGACUUAAUUCUCAGACAUUUCUCAUUUA
Mangifera indica (mango) is the source of this 1228-nucleotide messenger RNA. Its product is annotated as NADPH-dependent aldo-keto reductase, chloroplastic-like. Gene Ontology annotation, molecular function: aldose reductase (NADPH) activity. The record is from RefSeq and is a predicted model, not a curated record. Lineage: Eukaryota; Viridiplantae; Streptophyta; Magnoliopsida; Sapindales; Anacardiaceae. The coding region runs from base 109 to 1056 and encodes 315 amino acids. The transcript has 7 exons. Gene Ontology annotation, cellular component: cytosol.